GUUAGUAAGAUCACGUUGUUGCAGUUGGUGUAAUGUAAUCUGCGAAAUGGGUUAAAUGCGUUAAAUGGGUUAAAUGAUUACUUCAUGCUGCAGCAGUUCAGUAAGUUGAAGGUUCAUUUUUGUUCAUGCCGUUUAUUUAUGUCACAAUGAACUGUGUCUAUCUUCGUUUUUCACUAUCUGCAAGGCGUCUCUGAAGAAAAUGAAGAAUGCAAGCAAAAACAAAAUCCAAAAAAUCACAACAAUGUCUGACAGUCGCUUAAAUUAAUCUUCGUGAAAUGUUUUGAAAGUGUUAAUAUUUCUUAUCGUUCUUUAUAGUUAUUUUACUUUUAAUAAGGCUUCAUAAUGGAGACACUAAAUAUUGGGCGCCGCAAACAGAAACCCGCGGAUCCAUUAUUUGAAGAGGUUGUGAUCAAAGAAGAACCGAUCGAGAAGCACGAUAUAUUGAUUCCAGAACCGAAAUCCACAUCGAAUCAGAGCAAACGCCAGCGAACGUCACGCCAUGUUCAGGUGGAUCAAGAAGAUUUCUACCGUUAUGUGGUAGGAGCAAAGGUCAAACUAAAAGCAGACGAAGAACCGAUAUUUCUGCCGGACAGCGGAGUGGCCGAUUCACAGUGUCGAUUUUGCCUGCGUAAAGUCGACAAAUGCUACCUAAAACUGAUUGAAGGCGCGCUAAAGGUCAAGGUUAGAUCGGUAUUCAAGCUGAAAGUCCACCCUUACGAUUCGUAUCCGUACGUGUGUGUAAAUUGUAGCAAUCUCGUGCACGCAAUGUUUGACUUUCAAGAAUCGGUUAUAAGAUCUAAAAUCUUGCUUAGAGGUGGAAAGGUUGAAACAUGCGACAAUGGCGACGAUUGGGUUUCGUCGAAGCACGUUGCUGCCACAGAUACCUGUCGCGUUAUGGUGGAGCGACAUAGGAAUUUUAUAGAACGAAUGUAUUACGAAUAUGAACAAAAAUUGAAUGGUGUAGAAUAUCCCUUAGUCAACAUAACAGAGGAAGAAGGUACCAUCCACAAGAAGGAUGAAAAUAUUUCAAAAGACGACGAAUCAGUAGAACCAUUUGAAUGUAUGGCAGAAAUUUUAGGUGAAGAUAGAACACCAACUGAGGAAAAUCCAGUACAAGUUAAAGUUGAACUGGAAAGCUCUGAGUUCAAUGCAGCUGAUUCAGCUGAAGAGAAUAACAGCGGGAGGGAAUCAAACGAUUCUGUUCAACAUGACGACAGUGAUGCAGACUAUCGACCUGACCUAUCACGAAAAGGUUUAUCGAAGCCAGUCUACACCAGUAGCAGUGAAGGUAGUGAUACAGAUGGAAGCCGUAAAGUGACUCAAGUUAAGCGCAAGAGAGGAAGACCGAAAAAAGUCGCUUCAGCGGCCAAACCUAAAGCGAAGAAGGAAAGGAAACCCUACGAGACACAUUUCGUAUGCAAUGUGUGCGGAAAGACCUUACAUUCGGCAUCGAAAGAGAGUCAUAUGAAUCAGCACAAAGGUGUACAACCGUAUGCAUGUCCCUACGAGAACUGUGGACAGAAAUUUUACUCCAAAACUAACCGGAACCGGCAUAUCACCCGCAUCCACAACAAAAAAGUGUGCGACAUCUGUGGCCUCACCGUGAUGAAUUCGGUUGACAAAAUUAAAGAGCACAUGAUGCACCACGAGACUGCCGAAGAAUCGAUUGCAUGUAACAUUUGCGGCAAGAAAUUCUGGACCCACAAAUACAUGAGACGACACAUGAUCAUCCACACUGACUUGUUCCCGUACGAAUGUCAGUAUUGCGGCCGGAAGUUUAAACAUAAAGCCAGCAAAGACACUCACGAGAAAAAUAUGCACGAAAAGAAACACGAUUUCGGUAGCGCUAUUGGUGCUGCUAGUAGUUCGGCAGUGUUCGAUAAUUCUAUUGUGUAGAUGUUGGCAGUAUAAUAUAAGACCUACAUAAUUU
Messenger RNA from Uranotaenia lowii, 1930 nucleotides. RefSeq names its product zinc finger protein 484-like. Bases 343 to 1896 code for a protein of 517 amino acids. The transcript is spliced from 4 exons. The record is from RefSeq and is a predicted model, not a curated record. NCBI's taxonomy places the organism in Eukaryota, Metazoa, Arthropoda, Insecta, Diptera, Culicidae. Gene Ontology annotation, cellular component: nucleus. Gene Ontology annotation, molecular function: zinc ion binding.